This is a messenger RNA of Xylaria bambusicola, 1655 nucleotides long. RefSeq names its product DUF2407 C-terminal domain-containing protein. Gene Ontology annotation, biological process: protein processing. Bases 352 to 1398 code for a protein of 348 amino acids. Gene Ontology annotation, cellular component: Dsc E3 ubiquitin ligase complex; endoplasmic reticulum. The record is from RefSeq and is a predicted model, not a curated record. The transcript has a single exon. Lineage: Eukaryota; Fungi; Ascomycota; Sordariomycetes; Xylariales; Xylariaceae.
UCUGCUACAGUAUUACAAAUAUACCUACUAUAACCGGUAGCUAACAUCGGGAGAGAUGCCGCUAAAGUGACCGAGACCCUGAGGCUCCAUGCCAGCGAGCUUGCAGGCGCCAAGCACUUACAGCGCUUCAUUAUCAGCAUUUUAUCUGCAGGUGGGAUUCUUUCCCAGAAUCACAAUCAUACCACAUCCCAUUAAACCCCUGCGAUAUAGAUUUCAAGCCGCCGCUCAGUGAACUCUCCUUUCCCACAACCACGACCCGCCCGACGUCAAGCGAGUAGAAGAAGCAACCCCAGCCCUUUUCCGCGCCCGCACAAUGCCUCUCCCUCCCAGCACCGCCAGCGCCCCAACAACAUGACGACGACGACAGCCUCGAGGUCCCCUCUCCUCCCGAAAGCCAUGUCAGGGGCGCCUCCGCCUCUGCUCCUGACUAUCCGGUUCAGCGCAGCCCUGCCCGAUCUCGAGCUGGACAUCCCGCGCCCGGGCGCCACAACCGUCGUCUCGCUGAAGGACUUGAUCCGCUCACGUCUCGACAAGGCACACGCGCGGCGCCGCCUGCGCUUUAUUCACGGCGGCAAGAUCCUGCCAGACACAGCCGUGCUAAGCUCAGUCCUGCGCGCUCUCCCUCCUCCACCGCCGUCCUCGCAACGGAGCGAGAAUGGCCCAUCAACAACCAACCCCGAGCGCCAAGGGGACGCCGGCAGUGCCGUAGCCCAGGGGGGCAAAAGCAAAGGGAAAUCCGUCCCAGGGCGCCCGGAGCCCGCACCGCGGAUCUACGUGAACUGCAGCAUCGGAGACGAGCUGUCGCCCUCGGAGCUAGAGAGCGAGGCGAAAGCCGCCGCUUUACCGCCGCCGACGUCGUCGUCUCUGAACGCCUCUUCCGCAACCCCUGGCCUGAACCUGACGAUAGGGACGGGUGCGCCCGCGACAACUACCACAUCCGCGCCGCCGAGGGGUUUCGACCGUCUUCUCUCUACCGGCUUCACCGCGUCCGAGGUGAAUCAGUUGCGCCUGCAGUUCCGCAGCAUACAUUCCUCGCGGUAUACGCCCGACACACUGCCAAGUCCCGACAGCUUUCGUCGCAUGGAAGAUGCCUGGAUCGAUGACAAUGGGGCUGCUAUGCCUACUGCUGCGACGGGCGUGGGCGCUAACGGCGGCGGCGGCGGCAUGUUGGGAAUGGGUGGUGCUAGCACGGCCAGUGACGAGCUUGGGCUGGUCGCAUUGGUCGACCUGUUGGUUCGGGGUGUCAUCAUAGGCUUUAUCUGGCCGCUUGGGAGCGCAGGUUGGCUUAUUCGCGAAGAGGGCAUGUCAAGUGAUCGAUGGCGGUUCAUGGUAGGCAUUGGUAUCAUGUUUGGCGUGCUAAUAGGCUUUAUUCGAGCCAUCUCCGGAGAUGAUAAGUAAUUUCGCAGAGAGUGGAGGAUUUUAUUUUCACUGUUUAACCUGUUUGUACAAAGCCGCUACUCUGCAUAGAAAUGGCGUUUGGGAAAGGGGCAUGGCACGGCGUUUACAGUAAUGCCUAUGGGUUCUACAUAAUCAGGACAAGUCACGGUGCAGAGAGAAUGACGAUAAAAGAGGCUCUGAGCAUCACCAACAAUGGUGAUACUCGGGUUGUCUAUCUAAAGCAUACGCAACCGCCCAAAACCACACGUGUAAUCCAC